GUCCAGGAGUCCCAGCCCAAAGUGCUCUUCACGGAAUUGCCUUCGCUUUGGUUCUUGCCGGUCAAGGACCGCAAGCCCAACCCGAAAGACUACCGCUGCCCAACCUACAAGGUCCUCUCACGAAAGGGGACGCUGCUAACGACCGGGCACUCAACGAACUUCGUGCUCUACCUCGAACUCCCGACGGAUCAGGCUGGGAAUUUGCACCUAGCCACUCUGGCAAAAAGUCUUGCCGAAUCAACGGUGAGUUUCAGAGCAUACACGUGUAAAGUACAUAAGGAUUAG
This is a messenger RNA of Symbiodinium necroappetens, 285 nucleotides long. NCBI's taxonomy places the organism in Eukaryota, Dinophyceae, Suessiales, Symbiodiniaceae. The record is from the annotation of a GenBank genome assembly.